Helianthus annuus (common sunflower) is the source of this 812-nucleotide messenger RNA. RefSeq names its product CTP synthase-like. NCBI's taxonomy places the organism in Eukaryota, Viridiplantae, Streptophyta, Magnoliopsida, Asterales, Asteraceae. The transcript has 3 exons. Gene Ontology annotation, molecular function: identical protein binding; CTP synthase activity. Bases 109 to 372 code for a protein of 87 amino acids. The record is from RefSeq and is a predicted model, not a curated record. Gene Ontology annotation, biological process: pyrimidine nucleobase biosynthetic process; CTP biosynthetic process.
UUGUCAACCUUGACUGGUUAUUCAUAUUUGUGCUCCUGGUUGCCCUGCUGAAUGAUCCAUGCUCCAAACAAUAAGCCAUUUCUUUUAGUUACAUGUGACUGAUUGGUUAUGUUUUUGUUUUGUUUUUCGGUGAAGUCGGUUAUUGACAAGGAAAUGAGAGGGGAUUAUUUGGGAUCGAUGGUUCAGGUUGUGCCACAUAUUACAGAUGCUAUUCAAGAUUGGAACGAACGGGUCGCAGCUAUACCUGUUGAUGGAAAAGAAGGUCCACCUGAUGAGAUAUUGAAUCUAUGUCGUUUAUCAAAGCGCUUGGACAGUUCUCUUACUGCGUUGGAGUCCGGAUCAAAACCGGUGUCGGAAGAGGCGGGUUCGUGAAGGACAUGUAUGUAAAAGGGUUCACCAUGCACACCAUGAAAUGGGCGUUUUGGAUGAUGGGUAACUACGGGUCGCACCUUGAUGACAAAUGGGACCCGAAUGCGAUCCCCAUUAUCUAAAACAUAAACUACCGAGACAUGGUGGCGGGAAAUGUCACCAUGGCGGCUAGAUUGGAGGGGAGGUGAUCCUUUUACGGGGAUUUGUAUAUCGAAUGUGACUAUUGGAAUGUCACAGUUUGCAAAGAAACCGAUAUGGAACUGUACCGAUGUCGAGGGGGUGUCGAGUGAUGUGACACCGCAGCCUUGUGCCGCGUUGCCACCGGUACAGGGUGGAAAAGCUUGUGAUUUUCCGAAGGAGAAGUUGCCAGUUGAAGAUGUUAAAGUUCAUAUGUGUUAUUAUAAACCAAACUACAUUUGAAAUGUAAACUUUUGAUUUCAGUA